Messenger RNA from Melospiza georgiana, 5430 nucleotides. It is a transcript of the gene IMPG1, whose product is annotated as interphotoreceptor matrix proteoglycan 1. NCBI's taxonomy places the organism in Eukaryota, Metazoa, Chordata, Aves, Passeriformes, Passerellidae. The coding region runs from base 622 to 3708 and encodes 1028 amino acids. The transcript has 19 exons. Gene Ontology annotation, biological process: visual perception. The record is from RefSeq and is a predicted model, not a curated record.
GAGGAUUGCAAGACAUGGGCAGUGGAAGAGCUGAGCAUUGAGUGUUCUUUCAGGAAAAAGCCAUCCUAAGGAAGUUCCCUGAGGUUUGUGGUCACUGGUUUGGAAGCAGCACCAUUACCUCUCCCCGUGCUCACAUGCCAUAUCUCCAGAAUGCCCAAAGGAUCAACAAUCCAAGGCAAUGGGAACUAGAAGAGACUUCCGUUGUUUAUCAUGGUGCUGUUGAAGUCUCCUGGGGUUGACAGAUGCCGCUCCAGAAGGUUAAUAAGAUGAAGAAAGCUCUUCCAGCUGGACCGUAAGAGGGAUUAUGUCUGAGCAGCAGAUAAACAGAUUAUUCCAGAAACAGACACUGCUUUUUUUUAAAACUUCGUCACUCUUGUCUUACCACUCCAGUUCCCCGGGCUAGAAGUGUGGGCGUCGGAGGGUUCACCCAGCUCUUGCACUCUGGCACCUGUUGCACUCUGCCCAGCUGCAAUUCCAUGCAGUCCAAGGCUGGAGACACGUGAAAAAUAAAGACAUUUGGGGAUUUUAGUUCUCUAAGAAAACAGAAUUCUUCUACUUGACAAAAAUUUUUUUGUUUCCUGCAUGACUGGUCUUGAAAACUGUGAAUGAUCAAUAGACAGCAUGCAUUUGAAAACUGGAUUAAUAUUUUUGAUCAUUUGCCUUGCUCUCCAAGUUCAGGGAAGCAGAGAAAUUCCUGAUAAAAUAAACCGUGCUGAAGCCAAACAACUUGCAGUUACCUCAGGGUCAGACAAAACAGAAAGAACAACAAAGAGGUCCAGGAUAUCAACCAUCAGGCGGAUAUUUGACAUGGCAAAACACCGAACAAAGAGGUCAUCCUUUUUCUCAACUGGUGUGAAAGUUUGCCCACAAGAAUCAGUGAAGCAGAUUUUAGCCAGUCACCAAGCUUACUACAGAUUAAGAGUCUGCCAGGAAGCUGUGUGGGAAGCCUUUCGUAUUUUUCUGGAUCGGAUUCCUGAUACUUCUGAAUAUCAGAACUGGGUUAGUGCCUGCCAGAGAGAAACCUUCUGCAUAUUCGACAUUGGGAAAAACUUCAGCAAUUCCCAAGAGCACCUGGAAAUAAUUCAGCGGCGAGUAAAACAUAGAACCUUCCAGGAAAGGAAAGAUGAAAUAUCAGCAGAGAAAACAGGAGGCAAAAAGGUGGAAGACAUUCCCUCCAUUUCUACAGGCUCUCCUGGCACACCCCUCUCUCCAUAUGCACCCAAUGGCACAUUGCUCAAUGAAAUUUUCAAUGACACAAAGACUCCUGUGAAGGACCUGGGAACAAAUGCAGUCCCUGAAUUGCCUGUGGAGCAAAUGGUGGAAUUCAGUGUGACUCUCACUGAUCAGGAGUACACAGCUGAACUUAGUGACCCCAACUCCCCAGAGUACCAACAACUAGCUGCCAAAUUUCAGCUACAGAUGAAAAAAAUAUUUGAGAAACUUCCAGGAUUCAAAGAAAUCCGCGUGUUAGGAUUCAAACAGAAGAAGGAGAAAGAUGGAUCCAGCAGCACUGUAGCAAGAUACGUGGUGAACUUUGAGAGAGAUGGCUCAGAAACCAAAGGCACAGCAGAUGACAUCUCCACUAUUGGAUCUAAUAAGGUUGAAAGUGAAAAAAUUCCAAUUUCUCCAGUUGAAGAGAGGGAAAUAUCAGCAACCAAACUGACAGUAACAGACCUUCAGCAGCUGGUUGCCACUGCACUCCAUGAAGACCAGUCCCUGCCAGUGGACCUUGGAACACUUCAGUUUACUGAUGAAACUAUUAUACCACCUAGUGAAUUAGACAAUGAUAUCCAAGGUGUGGUCACUAUUCCUCUGGCAGGCCCUGAUUUGGAGGAACUCCCACUAGGUUAUCCCAGUCCAGCAACAGUGGAUCAAAGAGGAGAUGUAUUUGUUGAUGAAUUUCCAACUGAAAGCCCUGCUAUAAGUGAAGAAAUCAGCAUCCCUGAAGAAUUUAAUAAUUUUAUUACAUCUGAACCUGAUUUUCCUACCAAACCGUCCAGAGAACCAUUCCAGGACAGAUACCCAUACACCCAAGUUCUUGCUACCGACCACCCAAGUUUCACAGUGCCUUUCAGCGCUCUGGGUAGCACCAGCAGCCCUCCAAAACCAGAGGAUUCCUUUUUGCCUCCCCCAGAGGAUGACUCUGCUGGCCAGGACUCGCUCACGGGUGGCUCUGAGCCUCCAGGGGAGGCGGCCACCACGGGCAGUGUCACCACUGCCCAUCCCCUGCCUGCCACCGAGCCGGGCAGGGACGCUGCGGAGAGACAACUGACUGACACAGCACCACCUCCUCCCAGGGAACUGGACCAAGACAGCCUGUCUGGACAAGCAGUUAAGAUCAUGGAAGAACCAGAAUCAUCAGGGGAGGACAUUUUUGUUACGGCCAGCACUUAUGAAGGGUUGCCUUUCUUUACUGCUCCAAGUGGCGUCUCUACCGUGCAGCCUGGAGCUGUCAUCACCGAUGUGCUGCCACCAAUAGCGCCGCUGCCCGCAGCCACCAGCCCGUCCUACAGCCCCUCUGAGAUCAUUGAGCAGUCCCUGGAGUUACCAGGUCCCUCAGUGCCAGCCCCUGAGGGGGUUCCUGUGGAUGGCACGGGGAUGGGCGUGCAGGACCUCGCGGCCGAGCUGGAUCAGAUGGGCGCCGUCAGCACGGCGGGGCUGGACGAGGGCAGCGGCUACAUCCCAGUGCUGACCACGGAGCCCGCAGAAACCACCCCUGCCCCCGUGCUCAAGUACGUCACCACCAGCUCCAUGACCACUGCCGCCAAGGGCAAAGAGCUCGUGGUUUUCUUCAGCCUGAGGGUGACCAACAUGCACUUCUCUGACGACCUCUUCAACAGGAGCUCGACAGAAUACAAAGCACUGGAACAACAGUUCAUGCAGUUGUUACUUCCAUACCUUCAGUCCAACCUUACAGGUUUUAAGCACCUGGAAAUUCUCAACUUCAGGAAUGGAAGUGUGAUUGUGAACAGCAAAAUGAAAUUUGCCAAGACAGUGCCAUACAAUAUCACAGAAGCAGUACACUGUGUUUUGGAAGAUUUCUGUGAUGCUGCAGCUCAGCACCUCAAUUUGGAGAUUGACAGCUAUUCCCUGGAUAUUGAGCCAGCCGAUCAGGCAGACCCCUGCAAGUUCCUGGCCUGUGACAAGCUUUCCGAGUGCGUGCUGAACGAGUGGACCGGGGAGGCCGAGUGCCUGUGCAGGCCCGGCUACGGCAGCCGGGACGGGCUGCCCUGCCGCAGCCUGUGCGAGCUGCAGCCCCAGCUCUGCCUCAACGGCGGCAAGUGCGAGCUGGUGCCGGGAACGGGAGCUGUCUGCAGAUGCCCUGUACGUAGACACCAGCUUUACCAAGGACAGCGCUGUGCAAAAUUUGCUCCAGAACCCACACAACCCUUCAUUUUUAAACCUCUCAUUCUUGGCUUAGGAAGCCUUGGUUUUCUUUUCAUCAUUUUAAUUAUUAAGAUAAGAAGAAAGUGCAAAAGAAACUCUAAUUUGCAAAGUCCUACUCUCAGCAGCUGCAAUCCAGAAAAUGCUGUAAGGAUUAAUCCUGCUUUUGAACACGAUGAAUCCCUAUCUAGCUUUUGUCACACGGCUUGCAGUGUAAGUGCUUGUCUCAGUUCCUCAGAGAUCCUUGAUCACGAAGCAUUACAUGAACUUGAAAACACAAUUCAGCCUGGAGGUCACCAGAUGAGUUUACAAAACCAAGACUGACAAGUUAGUCCCUGGAAUUCUUCGUUUCCAGCAUCAGCCACACAAAAUCAAGGUCUUCAAGAAAGAAGGUCUGCAUUAUUCAAGACUGGACUUCAGGAUGAGUAUGAAAAAAAAAAAAGAUUCCUAAAGAUACAGUAUUUUGGCUCUAAAAUCAGUGCACAUUUAAAAAGAAUAGUUUUACUGAAGGAAAACAAAUGACCAAGUUGAGCAGCUUUUGAGCAUGUCUAAAAUGCCUGGUAGGAAGUCCCACUACUGAGAUGCAUGCAUUAAGUGUCUGGUGCUUACACAUCUUAACUGUUUUAUUUAAGAGCUGAGUGCUAGAAGCAGAUUUUGCUGAGAUGUGACAUUUUUCAAUAUUGUAUGUUACAACCAUUCUGGUAAAAAUCUCAGUGGAGCUUCAGUGCAUUUCUGUACCCCUCUACUAACCUUCCUUACACACACUGAUGCAAAUGGUGAAUGGAAAUUAGAGCUGUCAUUGACCAAAGGCCACAUUAAAAAAAUUUGGGAACUUCUUCAUUCCCUCUCUGAAUGCUCACAUGGCAAAUCACACAGAAGUUGCAUUUAAUUUUUCAAGGGUUUCCAUGAACAUCAGAUUCCUAUUUUUCUGUUAAUAAAUACAUAAUUUUUACAUACCUACAUAUUUACUUAGGUGUUUAAUUCUGGUGACAGAAUUCUGGUGACAGGAUUUAACCUUUUUGCUGAGGUACAAUAUGUGGAGCUUCAUCUUUUUAGAACAUGAGAUUUGUAUUCACAAGCACCCGCCUGGUAAUGAGUAGAUUAGAAUUGCACAUGAGAACCUACAUUUUAGAGUCAGUAUCCACACAAAUAAUUUUGAGAGGUUACUGUUAGUUUUUGUAGGAGAAAUCCAAGCAGACAAUGGGGGGCCAUUAAGUAUUUUGUAGGCUUAUUAAUUUAUGAAUCAACAAUCCUGAUUUGAGUAGGAGCAUUAUUUUACCCUGAGUAUCUUUUUCUUGAGUAUGUGUGUCUAUUUAUAUUCUGCACCAGUGUUGUACUCAGGCACUGGUUUGCUGCUUGGUGCACACCAGAAGUCGUACUUACAGCUCAAACUGAGCUCCUACAAAGUUCAUGACUAUCCUGGAUGACAACCCCUCAUCCAGAUGUGAAACUUCUGUGUAUUCAGGACAGCACCUGACUUUGGUGACAAAAACUCUUACUUCAUGCCGUGCAGUUACCACAGCAAAGACUGAACUUUGAUUUCCUUUCUCAAGUCCUCUCAAAAGAACGGUUUCUGAAUUCCAAACAACUGCACGGGUUUGCCUGCAAAACCAGCGGAACUGGUGACUGCGUACGGAUGAAGGCAGUGCACCAAGAACACAAGCUUGAGUUUCCACAGCUGAAAUAGUGGUUUUACUCACUCCAUUUAAGUAGGAAAGAAAAAUAAAGAAGAAACCUAAGACAUGUUUUUACACAGUAACAUUUCAGAAUAAAAUUACUUUAAAAGUACUUUUUGCAAGGAACAGGAAGUCAUCCUUGCCUAAAAAUGCUAGCUUUCACUAUUGCUCAUGUAAGCUAAGAAUGCAUUAAGAAUGCUGAUAGCAUUCCAUUUUUUUCCAUUACAAAUGUAUUUUUGUAUGUGUUUAGUGUAUUUCAACUUAUACUAGUUAUCAUUAGUCAGAUUAAAAAAUAAGUAAUUUUAAAAUGUGUAUUUUAAUAAUGAUUAUUCAUGAUUGUAUUAUCACUCUCAACAAUUAAUUACCAAAU